AGAGCUAGCGCUUACUUGAUUUUAACAUUUAAAAACAUUAGUAACCUGUGUAAGUUUAGCAAAAGUUUAAAAAAGUGGUGUGGUUAUGUAGUUAUGCUGUGGUUAAAAUAAUAACUUUCAGCUUUUCGAUUUGAGAGUGUGUGCACAAUGUUAUAGUGACCAGUAUUUCAUCUUGUUUUACGCUGUCUAGAAGUAGCAAUGUCUAUGGCGGACGUGACGUCAGCGCGGAGCACGCCCGCGCCUGACGCGUGCCCAGAGUGCGAUACUGCUGCAUCCGUCACAUCGGAUUUGCAUAAGUAUCAAGUAGCUUGCACAUGCAAACCUGCGUCAGCGCAAUACGCAUGCGCAGACGAUCCAGGCCCACCGCCCCCCGCGAAAACUGACACUCCCCCUGCGUUACCACCAAGACCCCCUACAAGUGUGCUGGCAACAACUAACCGACGGAAUAAUGCAUCCGUAGGCUGCAAUGGCAACGAGACGUCAUGCAGACGGAAGAAGUACGCAUGGUGGUGUUGCGGUUGUGGUGCCUUAGCUGCCGCGUUGGGUGGCUUGCUUGCUGCCCAGCACAUAUUGCUACGGGCCUACACUGCUUCACCUCAUCACUUAGAAACUGUUCCAGCUGCUGUACCGGCUGCUAUGCUGGUGUUGACCGGAGUUUGUAUAAUGAGCUUAGCCAGGAGAAGAAACCGGUACAGCUAUAUGGUAAGAAAAAUUAAGGUGGUCGGAGCGUGUUGUCUGGUCUGUGCGUUGACUUGCGUUCUCGUUACCAUCACAACGACCGUCAUACAUAUGAACAAGCUUCAAACGCUUAAAUUUUGCGAAUACACGAAGUUGACCCGAACCUGCUCGUGUUUUUCAAUGCCACCUGACUCACAGCACAGUAGCGAUGAUGAUGGAGUUCGGUGCGUUUUCGAAGGCGUAACCGAUUGUGGAGUUGUCCACGGAGCCUUAUAUUGGUGUCUUCGAGGUGUUUUCGCCUUAUCUGUGACUGCAGUACUCGUCUGCAUAUUCAGUUGUAUGCUUGCUUAUCAGCUGCUUAGCCAUGAACGGAAGAAGAUGUAUUGGGAGCAGCUGGAACUCCGUUGCCGGUCUUUGUAUAGACCUCCAACAGGACAAGCUGCCCCCGCUACUGGGAGACCUGCACAGAACAACUGCAGUUGUUGUGCGCAGUGUCAUACAACGCAGCCCGCUUGGGACUUCAGUUUGCAACAUCGAUUUUGGGCGCCUGGUCGUAUAGGAAAUUUGUAUUCGCCAAAUCCAGGGUCAGGAAGAAAGACUUCUCCGUGGAGCUGGUUCCCAUGGCCGAGGGGAAAUAGUCAAAAUUCUCGCUGCCGCAUGGAUGGCGUUCCACAGUCGGGUGACAGCGCGUACGGAUUCUGUGAAACGGAACAAGCUCAAAACCCGCCUCAAUCCUACGACGAACGAGCUUAUCCCAACUUCAAUCAACCCUUUCAACGGGGACAAAACUCUGGCACAUUCCCUCAGACGUCACAGUUCGAAUCCGCCCAAUUCAGUCAGUCGGCUCAGUUCAGUCAGUCGGGCCAAUUCGCCCAAAGUGCCCAGUUUCAACCGCAAAACUUUCAACCGGGUCAAAUUGGGUACCAAGAAGGCUUCUCUGAAGGCAAUACCAGUUUCGAUGCCCAAACUGGAGUUUGGGGACCACCACCACCGUACAGCCCUCAAGGAAGGAGUGGCAGCAGACACCAUCUUCAUCACCAAGAUCCAGCGACAACGACCCUUCUUCAUCACCAUCACAUAGACGUACACAGAACCAUAAACCCACACGAACUCCCAAACGUGCAACCGCACACGUGCUCGAGAAGCUCUUAUCACAGCCAAGAACGAAUCAACCCGGAAUUAGUCAGAAUCAAUCCCGACUUAGUCAGAAUUAACCCGGAAUUAGUCAGAGUGAACCCGGAAUUAGUUAGAAUGCACCCGGAUUUGGCGAGACUGAAUCCGGAAUACAGGCUAAAUCAAGAAUUGCAAAUGUAUCCUCAAGAAGAAGGCCAGGAGAGGUUCAACACCUUGCGGGGUCAUUUGGUUCCAUACAGGAACUGUCCCCGGUCUUUGGGGCUCAGUGCUGGAAACAUACAUCGGGAUUGCAGGGACGAUGUAAUAGAGUGUGUUCACCAAAAAAGCAGCAGUAAAGUUUCAGAUCAGAGCGGCGAGUGUUGUCAGAAACAAGGCAAGGAAAAUUUGGCUUUUCAAAACGAUAAACAAUCUCCGAUCAGGUCUUCCAUGCAAGACUGUCACCGUGGAGUGAAUCAGAACACGGAGUCUGAGGUUUAUUUUGCCGACGUGUCCAGUUGUUGUAACGCGGAUUGUUGUGUAAAUCCGAACUUAUCAGCUCUAGUUGGCACAAUAGAGAAUCACCCAGAAUCAACUUCGGAAUCAGACACUGGGUCAUUUACCUUAACAAGACAACAGCGGCCACAACCGCAAGUCGGUUCCAAACGUAGGCCAAGACAAACAGACAAAAAGUUAGAAAAAAUGAGACCGGAUUUGAAUAGUUCCAUUCGUUUGACAGAACAACAGAUUGAUCAACUAAAUAGUUCUAUGAGGAUGAGUGAUCGAAAUAUUGAGAGAAUUGAACGAAUCGAUUCUAGAGACAGAUUACACGAUAGGAGUGACAGAAUGAAUGAUUCCAGAAUUGAUAGAAGCGACCGAAUUAACGAUUCCAGAAUUGAUAGGAGUGACAGAAUGAAUGAUUCCAGAUUGGAUAGAAGCGACCGAAUUAACGAUUCCAGAAUUGAUAGGAGUGACAGAAUGAAUGAUUCCAGAUUGGAUAGAAGUGACCGAAUGAACGAUUCUAGAGUUGAUCGUUGCGAUAGGCACAAUGAUUCCAGAAUUGAAAGAAUGAACGAUUCUAGAAUCGAUCGGUGUGAGAGAAUGAACGAUUCUAGAAUAGACAGAAGUGAUAGACUGAACGAUUCAAGGGUUUCAAGAGUCGUCGAAAGAAUCGAUAUGGAUGCAAGUGAUUCGAGGGACAGGCUGAAUGAUUCUCGAGUCGAACGUAUCAGUGAAUCGUCGAGAAUUGAGCGAAUGGAACGGACGAAUGACUCAAGAGACCGAACGAGCGACAUAUUGAACGAAUCGAGAGGGAGUCGAUUUGAAGACAGACGAAUGUCAGAUUUAAACUCCAGCAUCAGGAUCGAGGGAAGUCCAAAAAUGCGUCCGCACAUAAGCCCGUUAAAGAUUAAACGCAGUCCCAAAACUCAGAUAGAAAGAGAGUUUGCUCCAAUAAAUUCACCUUUAUCGCCAAACACAGACGAGUCGUUAUUGUCUGAUGAAGACGGACGUCCGGAGAUAGUUUAUUCAAAUGAGCCGGAGGCAAAAUGCCUUGGUCCUGAUUCACAGUACGAGCCAGAGAACAUAAAUAAGGAAGAGUUGAAAACAAACCACCACCAUUGCUACAGCGACACAAAUACCAUGGAUUCGGGAUGGCAAAGUGGUUCUGAGAAACAAGUAACUGAUUAAAAGAAUUUCUGAAGGAACGGUGUUGUGCUCCUCCUCCGGCCCAAAAGGAAGAUCUUCAACAAGAUUGGUGGCGGAUUCUUAGCGGUCGGAAAACUUCAUUAGCGCGUUUCGGGGUAUGACGUCAUCGUACUGUUUGUAGGUGUCGCUACAGACUUCUUCCAAUGAGAGAGACACUUUAGACAGAUACCCAUAUACUAAUAGAGACACUCUCGCCUAGAGUAGUCUCACCUUGAUAUGAUUUGACAGUUCUUAUAACUACAUUUAUAUAUUAAUAGACUUGAAUUUGGGUCGAUUUACUGUUUGAAAAUUACGAGGUUUAUGUAUUGAAUAAAAAAUAUUGUAUUAUUAUGUUUUGUAUCUUAAAACUUUGUGUCGAUAGCGAACUUGAGUGUUGUAAAGAAAACUGUAAUUUGCAUUGUGUUUUGUUUUUCAGCUAUUUUGAGAGUUGCAACACUCAAUUAGCAUUCUAAAUAUUACUUCGGACAGUCUGAUUAAAGAUAAUAUAAGAUUUUAUAUUUCUUUAAUUUUAAACGUGCUAUUUUAUUAACACGAGUGUUAACAUCUUGAAAUAAAAUAAACUAACGCGCUAGAUUUUUUAAAACUAUUUCGUAAAUUGGCUCUUUGCUACAAAAUGGCGAAUAAAAAUAAGCAAUAGACAAUAGUAUGUCAAUUUGCACACUAAAAGCAAAAUAUGGGGAAAAAUACGAACGGAAUUAAAAACAUCGCCCCUACAUUUAAAUUUGUUUUUGUACAGUUUAUUUUAUUUCUUUAUGUUUGUAUCUGAAAAGCCUUUAAAUCGUGUUCACUAUUACGAUAAAAAUUUCGACCUUUGUGUAUUGUAGUACUCUAGAUGUUUGUAUAUAGCAUAUAAUUAUUUGUUCUCUUUUAAUUAAAAUACUUAAUACUUUAGUAUAGGUUUUAGUGAAAUUAAUGUCUCAUCGAGGCAUUAAUACAAUUUCGUGAUUUCAUGGUUCCCUGAAUCAUAUAUGUAUAAAAUUCCACCUUCUCUUGAUUAUUUAAAAGAUGGGAUUAAUUUUUAACGAUUCCCGAGAAAAUUGACAAUUUACACCGGGCAAUUGCAACCCGUACAAUAUAAUUGUGUACUUGACAUUUACCAUUUAUUGGUUUAGAGGGGACUUGUGCGCGUCUUAAUACAAAAUGGCGACCAUCGGCCCUUUUGGCGGUUAACCCAACUGGGCUUAUUUACAAUAAGAAUUAAAAAUAAUGAAAUAAGUAAUCUCAUGAUAGUUUGUGUCUAUAAUUUAGUUCUGUGCCAAUUAGUAUUAAAAUGUAUUUAUAGCUGUGGUGAUAUGUAUUUCUACAUGUAACACAUGAUUUAUCCUACGUAAUAGUUAGUAAAGAUAUUUUAUAUUGUAGGACUAAUUUUGUUCUUUCAAAUUCUUAAAUAACAUUCUGUUCUUGCCAAUUAACUGUCCAUUUUGUCAUAAGAAAAUUCUAUUCUAUAAAAUAAUCAAUUUUAAAUUUUAACAAACUUUGUUCCGUAAUAUAAUGUCUUUUCUGGUGUAAGGUAAAACGUUUUCUCCCAAAAAUAUUUUUUUGUGUGAAACUAAUUGAAAAUGAGUAAAUACAGAAUAAAAAUGAUUAGAAAAACAAAUAAAUUUUGAAUACACAAUUAGGUAUACCAGAAUUGACGCCCAUUUGAAUUUUAAAUUAAAUUUACGAAUUUAGUCUUGCCAGACAUUGCCAUAUUAAUACUUCCAAUUGAGCAAUAUUUUGUACAUAUAAAAUUGUAUUAUAUUAGUAUUUUUAUCUCUUUCAUGAAGAUAAUCAGAUAUUUACGUCACCUAUUUUAUGUCGACUAAGCAAUGAUCAAUAUACAAUUAAGUAAUGAAAUCAAUAUUGGUGUGCUAUCACAACUUUAUAUAGGUUUAUAUUUUUCUUUUAACAAUGUGAUAUAGGUUCGUUAAUAUUUUAUUUAUUAUAAUCACAAUAACAUUCGAAAAUAUUUUUAACUUCAUGAGAGGGUUUUAAACAUGUACCUAGUUUUAGGAGUUUAAUCAGUGUCCACUAAAAUAGGUUUGUUAUAUUUCAUACUUAUUUAUGUGUUUUAAUUAGAUUUAACAUUUUAUUAAUGCAAAGGAAUUGUUAUUACAUAUAUUUUUUGCCAAUUAGUAAAAAUUACUUGAUUCUAGAAUGAGAUUUGAAUUUUUUGUAAAUACAUUGCCGUUUAUAACAUUAUCACUGAAAUGUCAAAUGUGGAAUCUUCUGGUGUUUUUGAUAGGAAACUUUGGUAGUUGUAUGAAUGUAGCAUUAUGUGAAAAGAGCGAAUUGUAAGACUUAUUGAAUACACCAGAAGGUUUGAUUAAGAUCAAAAUUUAAUUCCUAAUAAUGUUACCAGUUGCAAACUGGAAAUAAAGGUUCCCAAUUUGCGGUUGUCUGAUUUUAUAGAUUUUAGCUUCGUGAAUGUUUAUUGGUUGUAAUACUUUUGUCUCGUUUAGUGCGUAGUUAAUUGUUAGUUC
Molecule: messenger RNA, 5957 nt
Organism: Pieris brassicae (large cabbage white)
Lineage: Eukaryota; Metazoa; Arthropoda; Insecta; Lepidoptera; Pieridae
Exons: 16
Coding region: 199-3477 (1092 amino acids)
Source: RefSeq, a predicted model, not a curated record